Messenger RNA from Didymodactylos carnosus, 199 nucleotides. The record is from the annotation of a GenBank genome assembly. Lineage: Eukaryota; Metazoa; Rotifera; Eurotatoria; Philodinida; Philodinidae.
UAGACAAGUAUUGGAUCGAUUAAUUUUAGAAUAUAAAGAAGUGUUAUCAUCGAUUGAUAGUAAUUUAGAAUCAUUAUCAAAAUUAGCACCAGAAUAUAUUACAAAUUUAUCCCAACAAGAUGUUGUUCAUAUUUGUCAAAUGACUAAAAUUGACGAUAGUAAUUUAUUGUAUGGAGAAAUUCAAUUAUUAUCAGUGUAA